Molecule: messenger RNA, 4932 nt
Organism: Anguilla anguilla (European eel)
Lineage: Eukaryota; Metazoa; Chordata; Actinopteri; Anguilliformes; Anguillidae
Product: minor histocompatibility antigen H13-like
Exons: 13
Coding region: 212-1495 (427 amino acids)
Biological process (GO): membrane protein proteolysis
Cellular component (GO): membrane; cytoplasmic side of endoplasmic reticulum membrane; lumenal side of endoplasmic reticulum membrane
Molecular function (GO): aspartic endopeptidase activity, intramembrane cleaving
Source: RefSeq, a predicted model, not a curated record
CUGUGGUCACCGGAAGUCAUUUUCUUUUUUGCAGCUGAACGCACUUGUAAUGAAACGUAAAUUUUGUUAGGAGUACGGAGCUCGCUACCUAGCGAUAAUCCUAGAUUGUGUUCGGAUUGAGAAUACAGCCCUGCGUUCCAGACCUUGUAUAACGUUACGCAUGUGUUGCUUCUCUUCAGACUCUUCACUGGUUGACAAGUAGCUUGCAAAAAUGGCCGAGGUCGACCCAGGAUUGCCUUUUCCAAAUGAAACUCCAACUCAAGAUGUCCUGACUAAUGACACCGUUUCAAAUAGUACCGACUCCGCUAACGCCACUGUUGGGAAGUUUGUGUCCACACCUGAAGGCUCAGCACUGGCAUAUGGUAGCCUGCUUUUCAUGGCUCUGUUCCCCAUCUUCUUCGGUGCCCUGCGAUCCGUCAGCUACGCCAAGAGCAAGAGCUCCUCAGAUGUGCCGGAGACCAUCACCAGUCGGGACGCUGCCAGGUUCCCUAUCAUUGCCAGCUGCACCCUCUUUGGGUUGUACCUCUUCUUCAAAAUAUUUUCUCAAGAAUAUAUUAAUUUGUUGCUGUCGAUAUACUUCUUUAUGUUGGGCAUUUUGGCUUUAUCCCACACUAUGAGUCCAUUCAUGGAUCAGGCUUUUCCAGACAACUUCCCCAACAAGCAGUACCAGCUUCUGCUCACACAGAGUUCAGAGGAGAGCAGGGAUGAAAUCAUCAAUUACGAGUUUGACAGCAAAGACCUGCUCUGCCUCUGCGUCAGCACAGUGAUUGGGGUCUGGUACAUACUAAAGAAGCACUGGAUCGCCAAUAACCUGUUCGGCCUGGCGUUCGCUCUGAACGGCGUCGAGCUGCUCCACCUCAACAGCGUCUGCACCGGCUGCAUCCUGCUGGCUGGCCUGUUCGUCUACGACGUCUUCUGGGUUUUUGGGACCAAUGUCAUGAUAACCGUGGCGAAGUCAUUUGAAGCCCCAGUCAAAUUGGUGUUCCCUCAGGACCUGCUGGAGAGGGGGCUGGAUGCCAAUAACUUUGCAAUGCUGGGUUUGGGAGAUAUCAUAAUUCCAGGUAUCUUUAUAGCAUUACUUCUGCGCUUCGAUGUCAGCUUAAAGAAUAACACAAGGACCUAUUUCUACACCAGUUUCUUGGCCUAUGUCUUUGGCCUGGGGCUCACCAUAUUUGUCAUGCACACCUUCAAACAUGCACAGCCUGCACUUCUGUACCUGGUCCCAGCCUGCAUUGGGUUCCCUGUGGCAGUAGCCCUUGUGAAGGGGGAAUUAACAGAAAUGUUCAGCUACGAGUCUUCGGAGGAGGUGUUACCUCACACUCCGCGGCUGACCCACUUUCCCUCCGUUUCGGGCUCGCCCGCCAACAUCGCUAACUCCAUGCAGGCCUCGCCCUGUCGCCAGCGCCACACGCCCGCACACAUGUAUGAAGAAUCGCCCGCCGAGGUAGACGCUACACAUGCAGGAGAGGUAGACUCAGAGAAAAAAGAUAAAUAAUGAACAAGAAUCUCCCAUUGCUUUUACACGCGCCUGAGCUGCACUCUCACCACAGGGUGGCGCUGUUAAUGCACAUGAAAAUGUAUAUUAAGUGACUGUGUAACAUGGACAUUUGUAGGAUUUUAGUGGUUUGUUUAAAGGGAGAAAAGUAUAACAAUGUACUUUACUAUUUAAUUUUAUUUGCCUUUUUACACUGUUUGCAACAUCAGUUUGUAUAGACUGCAUAUGUGUUACUGUCAUUCAUAUUGGAGGCAAGAACUCCAUUUCUUUACUGGGAGUGAAAUUAAGCAAAAAGAGUUUUUAUGUAUGAAAGAGUUGAUCAUGUUCUGUUCUGGAUGAGGAGCUGGGUGAACUGCACUGCUGACGAGGAUUCAGUGUUUUUCCUCAGUAUUUGUGCAGAAUUCAGGCUUGUAUUUGUUGCAUUUUUAAAACGACAGCACCUUUGUACGCUCCUUUAGUCAUUGCAGUGUUCACCCCUCGAACGGUGGUGCCAAACCAGUGGUAGCAGUUGUGGGUGUUUUUGCAGUAGAAGUGUUCCUGUGUUAUUCAUGUACACACACAGCUCAGCUGAUGCACCCAUGCUCAAGGGCACGUGUGUAGAGUCAGCUUACGCUGGUCACGGUGCCCUAAAUUGUAUUGCGUAUUAUCAAGGCCGUGUUUUUUUUAUUGCCUAUUAAUUAUGUUAACCAGCAGUGAGAUGCUGAUACGGCUUCCUUAUUUAGACACUCGUUAUGUGAUCCUUUAAAGACAGCACUUUUUAAAUUGGAUUGAUGGGUUUGUUUGGGGCCCUGGGAUUAGGUUGUUUGAGGGCAGUGGCAGAGAAAUCACCAGGCAGCGGAAAUGUUGUUCCCAAGGCAACUUUAAUGCAAGCUUGGUAGAGAACCUAAUACAGAGGAUGCUAAUCUUCAGGAAGCUAGUCUUCAUCCAAGGUACUCUCGGUUACAAAGUGUUGAAUAGGUAUGCAUUUUAUAAUACAUAUUAAUCUUUCUAAAGAAUUCUUGGUCAGGAUGAUUUUACAUGUCAUGUUUCUAGGCAGACAAAACAUUAACAACAUUUGAAAUGACUAGCUGUUAGUGUGUACAUAUGAACAGGCAUUCCUUUGUUCCAUCAUUUUUACGUAUUUUUACGUGUUUAUUUAUAGGUGCAUGUGUAUGGGGGUUAGUAACAAUGUGUGUGUGUGUGUGUGGGGGGGGGGGGGGGUGGGAGUGUAUUAGAGUAGUAAUAUGUAUACUUUGUUAGUAUAUAUGGUGUUAGUGUUUGUCUGGCUGUCGCUUUUCUUUUCUUGUAUCCUAUUAUCUUGAAGAGGCCCAAGACAGUGGGGUCUUCCCCUGCGUCUGACUGUGUGGCCGUAGUGACCCCAGGAGGCAGGCUCAGUCCAUAUGAACCCCAGGCCCUGCUCCUCUACCCCAUGUCUGUGCAGCCAAGCCACUUCUGUAGUACAUACAGAGCAAUUUUGCUUGGUCACAUGUAGAUACACAGCACCCUUUAGAAGCCACUGCACAGUUCAUUGUUUUUCCAUGUGUAAAAUAAAGGCACAGAACUGCACUGUAGUCAGUCCUGUUGUAAAAUGAAGUGCUGCUUGUCCUUUGUUAGCAGUGUUAAUUGUAAAUGUAGCAAUAUUUCUGUGUAUGAGUUAGUCGCAGUGAAUGUGAGGUAAAUGGUUUUGUUACAUAGACAUGAUGUUUGAAAUGGCUUGAAAGCAUACACAAUACAUAGAUAAUUUUUUGUGAGAUGGGCCACAUAACAUACAGCUUUAGGGAUUUAUUUCAUUUUUAAUGUUGUUUUUUUAAGCGCUGAUUGCCCGUUUCAAUUGCUGGUGAAUUGACUGAUGAGCAGUGUUUUUGUCUGUCUUAGAGAAAUGUGAUUUUUCAUUUGUAUGACAUGAUUAUUCCUGUUCUUCUGCAUGCUGUCCAAAGUGAAGGGUUCUUCUGACAAAGCUGUGAAUUGGUUUAGGGAUUUUUAAGGGAUAUGGUUCACAGUUGUAAAUAGUAAUUCAUAUUUAAAGAUCUCUGUUUUUUUUUCUGUUACAGUAUAUCAGGGCAAGUGGACGCUAGCUUGUUUUGUUGAGGUGUGGUUUUACAGUAAAUGGUGGAGUACUGUACAUCACUGGUCGCAUUAAUUCCUGUCUUUGAGUGCUUAUCCAUUGCAGUGAAAACUAAAAUAUAUGUAGGGAGAAGAUACAUUUCAGUCCACAGAAAACUGACUAUACUGUAGUUUGUAGACAUUUCAGUCUGCAGUAAUCCGUUUGCUUAUUUGUACUUAUAAAAUGCUUCGGUUCUUGUGCAUAUUUGAGGCUUAUUAUCUUCGAUAAUUAUGAGUGUUUGAAUGUAUGAGUUUUUGAGGUUGCCUCUUAUGAAUAGGCCUACUACACAUUUUGGAGUUUUUGUGCCAUUUAUGCAAGGUUUUUUACUGUCCUUAAUUUAAGAAAUACAGUCCCAGCAUGAUUACUGCAGCUGUUGGGAUUUCUGGGAAUGAAAUGGGAUGUUUUUUUGGGGGAGUCAGCGUGCACUUGCAUUUUCAGUACAAAUGUCUGUUUCCCGUGAACAUCCUGGUCAGAUACCGCUUAGUGCGAUUCCUCUUGUGAGAUCUUCCCCAGCUGCAGUCGAGCAUUCCUGAAGGUGACGUGGAGAAUGCGUUUGAUCCGGUCGGGCCAGAUGUACGGUUGAAUAGGGGCGGUUUGUCUCCCCGGGGGUUCCGAAGCGGCGCGCUGUUUUAGAAGUGCCUCGAUUGAUCUGAAGUCGUCGCUAGUCUCGCUAUUCGGUGCCGUCGCGAAGCAGCCGUUCACCCCGCCACUCGCGGCAAUGUUUUCUUAACAUUUCAAGUAACUGCACCGGUGCGGGGUUGAAGUGGGGGAAAUUAGAAGCAGUUAAAUUAGAACGCAGUCAGUGACGUAGUGCUGCGAGUGAGAACGGAAGGGAGUAAAAUAAUAGAAGAGCUGGAACUUGCAGGUGGCGCGCAAAUGGAAAAAGGGGGCAUCUUUGGGGGAGAGAAUCACCUACAGACCCGUUUUGCUUGGACAUAAUGCUUCUGGUUUUGGCCCGUGUAAGAAAUCGGUUUGUGAUUUAUUGCCGCGGGGCCCUCAUUUGAAGUGGCAUCAACUCCGGAAAUCUAAAAAUUUGAGUUUUUGACAUCGCUCUCUCGUCUCCGCUUUGCGCCAAGACAGAUGAGAGGGGGUGGUGGUGCCCUGAUAAAAUUCGGCCCUCUGGGUCGGUCGCGGAACAUUUUGUUCUGUGGUGCAGGGUGACUACAUCCUUAUUUUACACAUUUUCUCCUAGACAAAUAGAACUAUUUUGAAAACGGUUCCACCUACACCAGAAAGCUAUUGAUUCUGGGCUGUAAAUUUUAAAAAGGAGGCGAAUGAGAAAACACAACCUUCUCUAUUCCAUUUCUCAUGUUUUCCUUUAAAUAAUUUUAGAAAUGUUUUUAGAGGGAUCUCA